This is a messenger RNA of Drosophila ananassae, 4929 nucleotides long. RefSeq lists its product as uncharacterized. The transcript is spliced from 2 exons. Gene Ontology annotation, biological process: DNA integration. Lineage: Eukaryota; Metazoa; Arthropoda; Insecta; Diptera; Drosophilidae. The record is from RefSeq and is a predicted model, not a curated record. The coding region runs from base 1 to 4929 and encodes 1642 amino acids. Gene Ontology annotation, molecular function: nucleic acid binding.
AUGGCUCUUGCGACGUUCAUUUCCGUGUGCGAUAAACUAAGCCAUUUCGAGGCCAAGAUCAAUGAACCAUCGACUUCUGAGUCCUCUCAAUACGCCCUUGGGGUCCGCCGUGACCACGUAAAGAAACUUUGGGAGACGAUUGAGAGCGAGUACGACAAAUGUUCCCAAGUUCUCCAGCAGGAAGCCUCCAGCAGUGGUGAGUGGCAGGCAAUAGAAGCCAAGUAUGACUACUGCUAUUCCGUUUAUGAACGCUGUGUAGCCCAGCUAACAGAGGUUAUCGAAAGAAUGUCCGUUCCAACUCUUACAAGGGCAUCAAGUACUGCCCAACUGUCCAUGUCUAGCGGAUGCCGACUUCCGCCCUGUGACACUGAAGUUUUCAGGGGGGAUUACUUACGGUGGCCAACGUUCCGCGACCUUUUCACUGCUAUCUAUGUCAACAAUCCGAGGUUGACGCCGGUGGAAAAGUUAUUCCAUUUAAAUGCCAAAACAGAGGGAGAAGCGAAGGCUAUAGUAGCAAAAUCUCCACUCACGCAUGACGGUUUUGAAUCGGCUUGGACCGCGCUUUGUGACCGUUUUGAAAACAAGCGUCUUCUUGUCAACAGCCAAUUAAAAAUCCUGUUCAAUCUUCCCGUAGUGGUGGUUGAGUCCGGUGCAGCUUUAAAGGAGCUGCAAAGUACCAUCCAAGGCUGUCUCACGGCGUUAGAACACUCCAAAAUUUCAAUCGAUAAUUGGGAUUGUCUUCUCGUAUUUCUCUGCUCCUCAAAGCUUCCGAAAUUGACCCUUUCUUUGUGGGAACAAUCCUUGUCCAAUAAGUGCGAGAUACCCUCAUGGGAUGAAAUGAACUCGUUUCUCAGCGAACGAUAUCGCACCCUGGAAGCCAUAGAGGAUGUUAAACCCAGCUCCAGCAUUAAGAUGGUUAACUCCCAACCGCCUUCAAAAAACACAGGCUCAAAAAGGAUUAACUCCUUUGAGACCAACGUGACGCAAGGACCCAGAAACUGUGACCUUUGCGCAAAAGAGAAUCACCCAGUGCGGUCCACUACGCCUACCAAUGUGCAAAGUUAUCUAGCAGCAGCCACACAAGGUGUGCUGUUAAGUACGGCAAUGAUAAAUGUCUGUCACUUAGGAGUGACGUAUACUGCGAGGGCCUUACUUGACUCCGGGUCUGAGGCUACGUUUAUCUCGGAGCGUCUCUUUAGGAUUUUGAAGCUUCCGUACCAAUCCGUACAAGCUAGAGUUUCCGGCUUAAAUCAAGCAGUGGCUGCCCAGUCAACUAAGAUGUGCCAUUUUCAAAUUGGGUCGCCAAUAAAACCUAGACUACACAUUGAGGCAGAAGCAUUUGUCGUGCCACUUCUAUCCGGAAAGUUGCCUUCAAGCUCCAUACCAAAGGAGCAGUUAAAGGACCUUCCCAGUUUUACAUGGGCUGAUCCUUCGUUUUUCCAGAGCUCACAAAUUGAUCUGCUGAUUGGGGCGGAUAUUCUUCCGUCUAUUCUUCUGAGUGGCUCGAGGACAAAGAUCUGUGGCACUCUGUUAGGUCAGGAAACAGUAUUUGGCUGGAUCCUGAGUGGGCCAGUCUCCAAGGCCGUGCCAAAAUCCAUUUCGAACUUUUCCACAAAGGUCUCGAUAAGCUCUGAAGCUAAACUCGAGAAACUUCUCACAAAGUUUUGGGAGGUGGAGGAUCUUCCAGGGAAGCCGGUAAAAGAGUCCGAUUCUUUCUGUGAGAAGAACUUUGUGCAAACAACAAGGAGAGAUGACACUGGGAGAUAUGUCGUCACCCUACCAUUCCGAAGUUGUGAUCGGAUUGAUCUAGGGCAUUCAAGAUCCAUAGCAUUGGCUCAAUUCCUAAAGAACGAAAGCCGUUUGAGAAAAAAUCCAACUCUUAAAGAAGAAUAUGAAGCAGUAAUCAGGGAUUACUUAGACCAGCGGCAUAUGUCUCCAAUCGUUCCAGACUCCAGUGGGAAGAAUUUCUACUUGCCUCAUCACGCCGUUUUUAAGCCAGAUAGCACUACUACCAAGGUUCGUGUAGUAUUCAAUGCUUCCUGCCCUACUUCCAAUGGAAAGAGCCUGAAUGAUAUCCUUCAUCCAGGGCCUGUGUUACAGUCCGAUUUGACUUUGCAGGUCUUACGCUGGCGGUUCUUUCGCUUCGUUUUCAAUGCCGACAUUACGAAAAUGUACCGACAAAUUCUCGUUGCUCCAGAGCACACUCCAUUCCAAAGAAUCCUGUUUCGUGAUGCAAAUGACCAAAUCUGUGAUUAUGAACUCAAAACAGUCACAUUUGGAGUAAAUUGUGCUCCGUUCCUUGCAAUAAGAGUAUUGCAGCAGUUGGCGAAAGAUGUGAGAACGACUUUUCCAUUGGCAAGUGAAAUUAUUUCUACUUCUAUGUUCGUAGAUGACGUACUGGCUGGGGCGCACACAAAGCAAUCUGCUGGUGUAGCUAUUGAACAGCUACGUGCGGCGCUCAGGAGCGCAGGAUUUCCGUUGCGCAAGUGGACGUCCAACUCCAAGUGCAUUCUCAAGGACAUUCCUAAAGAUCACUUGCUAAGAGAGGGUUUCUUAGAGCUAGAUGAUCAGAGCACUGCCAAAACUCUCGGGAUUCGUUGGCAGGCAAAUAAAGAUGAAUUUUUCUUCGUCCCGUCCGAUAUUACUCCAAAGGCAGUCCUCAGUAAACGGGAGGUACUGUCCCAAAUUGCAAGACUUUUUGACCCGGCAGGAUGGCUGGCACCUUUCGUGAUCCGAGCAAAAAUCUUUAUGCAGGAGAUUUGGCUCCAGCAGCUGGGUUGGGACGAUCCACUCCCUGCUGAGCUCAUGGGAAAAUGGAACGAAUUUCUUAUGAGCUAUCCUACUAUAAACCAAAUCCGAAUUCCGAGAUGGGUGAAAUUUGGUCCACAAUCCAAAGUUCAAUAUCACGGCUUCUGCGAUGCAUCGCAGCAAGCAUAUGGAGCCGCGAUCUAUGUCCGAAUUGAACACGCUCAGGAGGUUUCUAUUUCUCUUUUGACCGCUAAAACUCGCGUGGCUCCAGUAAAGACCAUGUCCAUACCACGCCUUGAAUUAUGCGGUGCAGUUCUUCUGGCUGAGUUAUUCCAAUCGGUUGUUCCACAACUCCCUCCUGAUGACUUCGACACAUUCUACUGGACGGACUCCACGAUAGUGCUAGCAUGGUUAAGCAAACCGCCAUGUACCUGGACAUGUUUUGUGGCAAACAGAAUUGCCAAGAUUACACAGUCCGUAGAUGCUGGGAAGUGGUCUCACGUGCGGUCUGAAUUCAAUCCAGCUGACUUGGCUAGUAGAGGCGUGGCUCCACAGGAUCUCGCCUCAAGUAACUUGUGGUGGAAUGGCCCACAAUGGCUACAGCUUCCUAAGGAGCAAUGGCCUACUCCAAUAGAAUCCGUACCUGAGACAGAACUUGAGCAGCGUCCUAUCAAAUGCAACUUGGCUAAGUUGCCACCAUCGGAGGAUUACAUAGAUCGUUUUUCAGACCUAAGUCGUGCCCUCCGGGUGACCGUUUAUGUCCUGCGGUUCCUAAGGCGUUGCAAGGUACCAUCUACGGUCUUGCCAACUGAAAUCAGUACCGCCGAAAUCCGAGAGGCACAAGAGUGUCUUCAUGUUCUGACCCAACGGCAAGGGUAUCCAAAAGAAUACAGUUGCUUGUUAAAAAAGCAACAGAUCCCAUCAUCCAGCCCUCUCAAGAACCUGAAUCCCUUCUUAGACCACAGAGGGGUACUGCGAGCAUCGGGCAGGCUUGUUGCGUCCGACACGCUUUCCUACGAUGAGAGACAUCCGAUUAUAAUACCAUAUUCCAGUCCAUGGGCCCGUCUACUGGUUCGAUUUACUCACCGCAUAUCCUUGCAUGGUGAGAGUCAGCUCCUAAUGCGACUCAUUCGAUCCAAGUAUUGGAUUCCAAAGCUUAAAACUUUGCUAAAAGCUACUAUUAGUGCAUGCAAGGUGUGCUUGAUCUACCGAAAGCGGUUGCAGACCCAACUCAUGGGGGAGCUGCCCGCGGAACGGGCCACUUUCUCACGUCCGUUUACACACACUGGCGUAGAUUUCGCCGGUCCCUUUGAGAUUAAGAAUUAUACGGGCCGUGCGUGCCUUAUCACAAAGGGCUACGUGUGUGUAUUUGUCUGCUUCAGCACAAAGGCAAUCCACCUUGAAGCUACGUCAGACUUGACGAGUGAAAAAUUCCUGGCGGCUUUUGCGCGCUUGGCUGGUAGAAGAGGCUGCCCACAGAAAUUAUAUUCAGACAACGGUAAGACAUUUGUGGGUGCCUCAGCCAUUAUCACGCGGGAUUUCCUACAAGCAACGAGAGAGAUGGUCACUGCACACUACAGCCACCAAAACCUAUCCUGGUACUUCAAUCCGCCAAGUGCUCCACAUAUGGGAGGACUGUGGGAAGCAGGAGUGAAGAGCUUUAAGGCGCAUUUCUACAAGUCUGCUUCCUCAGUCAAAUAUACGUUUGAAGAACUUUCGACAUUAUUAAUAAAAAUCGAGGCGUGUCUCAAUUCACGGCCCAUUUCUCCAAUGUCAGAGGAUCCUACUGACUUAUUAGCCUUGACUCCCGGGCAUUUUUUGAUCGGUGGCCCACUGCUAGCUCUGGCCGAACCAGAAAUUAAAGCUAACGCAGUAUCCAUCAUCAACCGUUGGCAACGUUUAAAGGGCCUUCAUCAACAAUUUUGUGUCCGAUGGAAGGAAGAAUACCUAAAGGAGCUCCACAAACGGAAUAAGUGGCAGUCACCAACUACGAAUCUCCAGGUCGAUGACAUGGUUAUCAUAAAGGAAGACAACCUGCCCACGAACGAAUGGCGCCUCGGCCGAAUUCAGAAGGUUUGCCCAGGUGCAGACGACAAGGUCCGAGUGGUGGAUGUUCUUACGUCAAGAGGCGUAAUACGUCGGCCGAUCGCGAAAUUAAUACUUCUUUCACUCCUAAAGUAA